AUCAUUGAUUUGUAUCCACUGUGUCUUAAAUACCUCUGCUCGAGGGGUGGGUGCAUGCGUGUGCAUGUGUGUGUGUGCUAGUUACUAGUCCUCCCAGGAGGACAAUACUCCCUGAGUUGGUGAGCUAAGUACAAGUAGAAGUAGUAUACUAGACGCAGAGAAACAGAAAAGAAGAGGAAAUGAGGAAGUCCCGUACUCUGGAAACGUACAGUGUUUGUGACAGGAACUACGUUCUAAUUGAGAGAUUAAUUUGGAUUUCAACUUAUAUUUUUAUUGCAGGUGAGUUACCUGUUUCCUGAAUUUAAGCUACAGGUAGGGGGGUUGCCACUGUGGACCCUUCCCUGUUUGGUCGCCAAACCUGUUGCUUGAUCUAUGGGUUGUGAGUGUUGUAACCUUGCACAUCAGGGUUCCCAGCUGAACCCUAUCAAACCUCAGAGCAUUAACUGGGAAUUCUUAAGUAAUCAGUAUAAAUACUAAAUACAAUUUGUUUGACUUUGGACUUGCAAAUCCUCUCUAUACUUGAGUGGGGGUAAGAUUAACUUUUUUUUUUCUUCUUAUCAGCCUUGGCCCUGUUUUGGGUUCCUUAUGAUUGUUCAGAUGAAUUAUGAAAUUUAUUUUUCUCUCUAGGUCAAUCCUUUGAGAUGCUUAAAGCUCUCCGUAAAACAACUUUGUUGGAGAAUUGAUCAUGCAAGAAAAGUUCUUCAGCUUCAAGGGCCAGAUCUGUAUUAUGUUGUGGACUAGACCAGAGCUUGGAACCUGAUGGUUUCUUGUAUGGAUACUGUCCCCUAGCUCAGGUUUUUAUCUGGGAGACUUAUAGAGCCUCAGUUUGAGCCAGUGGACUCAAAGUACACAGGACCAGUAUCUUCAUUGUCAAGAUAGCUUCAGUCAGUGAUGGUUGGGUCAUAAGAUUGUGUAUUCCUGUGAGCUGCCGAAACAAAGAAAGGGUCAAACAACAGUUUUGUGUGAUAAAGUGCCUUGCUCAGUAUCCUAACAAUACAAGGAGUCUUGAGUCAUGGGAGGCUAUAAUCUCUCUUCCGAGCCUAGGGGAUCAGGAUGGAGGCUCUCAUUUUAGUAAGAAGCAGGAAAUAGAAAGCAGGUACACAUCAUAUUUGACAUUGUAGUGGUGAUGUGAAGUAUCAAAAACAUAAGACUUGGAAGCACCAAGUUUCACCCAUCAAAAUUAUGAGCCAGCAGAUGCUCAUAGUUCUUCAGUUUUAUUUCACUGGGCAGAAAAUCAUUUCAAUGGCUUCCUAAUAGACCACGUAGCAGCUCACCCCAAUAUUAAGGCUGAUUUGAUGUAGUCAACUCUUGGAAAAUAUGACUUUCACGUUGAGAUGUUCAUGAAACAUUAUGAAAGGCAGGAGAAGUCCAGAAGUAAAUUUGUUCUCUUUUAGCAAGAAUCACAAGCUACCUUUAACAAAUACAGAGACUUGGACAAUUUUUCCCCAAUGGCCUAGACAAGAACCUAGAAGCUAUAGUUGAUACAUCAGAGGAAGAAUUUUGGAAACUCAUGCUGAUAAGUGACAGUCAAAGUUCUAAGUGCUCAGGUUUUCUGCUGGUUGAGCUGAAAACUUGCAUAGAUCCAUUGUGCAUCAAUGGAAGAUCAGUUUAAAAUUCUUACGUUGUCUUUUUUCCUCUUUUCCCCCCAAAGCUUCCUUUUAGUGGCUUAGGCAGAAAGGACAAGUGAGAAUUUCUUUGGUGAAGCCAUUUUUCUAGUUUGACAUAGACAAAAUAAUGUAGAAUUAUCCUUAAUUUUCACUUUGAUUGAUCGAUCCAUCAGCCCUCACAUCAUUUGUGUUGUUCUAGCCAGUCCGUCAGCCACCCACUGGCCAAGCUGUCAGUGACACCAGACACCCGAUUGGCCUUGUGCACCGCAGCCCAGAACCCCUGAGUGAUCUGCCAGCCUCAGUGCCACCAUUCCCGACGUAUCCUUAAUUUUUUUUUAAAUCAAUUUUCAAUUUGUCUAGGGUCACAAGAUUAUUUUGUGGGUCUUUAUGUCCCACAACAUUAUUUUAUAUUUUGUAGAUAAGGGGCUUUCAAAAUGUACCUGGAGGACUAUUUAAGCAGCAUAGAACGGGAAAGAAAAGUGUAUUACAAUAUCUAUAAAGUCAACAACAAAGCUUUACCAGGUUUCAUUAGAAUUGUUCUAUAAAGGCAUUUGGAAUGUCUUGAGUCUUUGAUAGGAUGCUUCAAUGCAAUAAAUUUAUUAAAACGCUACAUAGAGUUCUGUUCAUUCCUCCACUGACUCUGUGUGUCUAGAAGUCUGGUCUUCUGCAGAAGUAACUUCCGACAGAUGAGUUCUCCAGGCACUGCUUCACCUUCAAAUUUUCGCUUUACCUUUGUUGCAUUGCUUCUUAGUCAAGGGAGUCCUAGGUUGAGAACAGCCAACUUUAUAGAAUGAACAAUUUUUUGUUACUUAAAAUGUUUGGAUGGCAUUUGUAAAUUGAAUUUAAUCAGUCCAGAAUACUACCUUUUCUCUUGAUUCUGUUGUCUUUUUUUUUUCUUUUUCCUUGUGUUUAAUUUUACAGUUAUGUGGUUUCACAAGUGAAUGAUUACUGUAGUGGAAUUUCUUAAACUGAGAGAGAUGACACUUACUGUGAUCUUGAGCAAUCUUUUUGGUUUUCUUUCUUCACCUGCUGGCAGAAACACUCAAUCCAACAUCCCCAGAAGAGUGCAGUCUAAUUUAAAGAAAUAAUAUUUGCAAGUAGGAAAAAUUCCUGAUUACCUGGCAUGGCAUCAUUGCAACAUACUUUCGAGAAUGUUAAACACAUAAAGAUCAGUGUGCAUCCAACCUCAUCUAUCCAGGUUUCAAGCUCAGGAACAGACAACUUAACAAUCUAUGAAUCUCAUACAACACCUUUUGGGUCAGAAUUAAAGAAAGAAGAGAAAACCCUGAGGAACCUCGUGGAGAUUCUGCAGGAUAUGAUGCAAGAUGUUCCUACACAGCGCACACCAACUGAACAAACAAUCAUUACACCCAAAAUAGUGAAAUCGUAUGUUAAUGGAAGUAUUGACUCUUUUUGGUUAAAUGUGGGCCAAAAACAUGAUAGAAAGCCACAGAAGUCAAAGAAAAAGGCUGCUGUUACAAGAAAAUUUACUACAUCUACAACAACCCCAUUUUGGAGUCUGCGAACUGGCACAGAAGUUUCUGUCCUUUUACAUACUAAUGAGUCGUCUAGCUCAACAACACCACUGAAAAAAAUAUUUAUUACAUUUGAAAAUGCUGUUUCAAAAAGAAAAAGAAAGACUUUUGACCAGUUAACAAAUGGAUCCCUGGAAAAUCUAGUUCAGUCUUUAAAGAAUGUAAAAAAACUCAAAGAAACAGAAAACAUCACCAAAAAAGCAGAAAAACUGAAACAUAUUGCAAAGGUGAAAAAGCUACGUGUAUAUGACAAGGUGAAACAUCGACCUGCAGGUGAAGCAAUCUUGGAAAAGAUUGAAAAGCUAAAAAAAUUGUUACAGAAGCCACCAGAUUAUGUUAAACAAAAUCCACAUCUCAAAGAGUAUGUUGAAUCAUCUGAAAACUAUAUAACGAAAUCUCUUAUGCUGGAAAAAGAAGCAGAGGCUUCACUAGGUCUGCUGUAUCACCGACCUAAGCCUUCACCUCCGAAAGAAAAGGUAGAACAGAACACAGAAGUAGUAGAACAGGACACAGCAGAAAUCAGAAAGUUAAGAGCAUUUAUUAAUCUGCUGUAUGAUUUUAGUCCUCAGCUAACUACAUAUAUUGAUAGUUCUAACAAGAAAUAUGUCCCAGAGGAUAUUAGUGUAAAAGCUAUUGCUGUUCUUGAUGCUAUGAAACAUGUUUUCUGUGGAAGUCAGGCAGAGCAAAACAAAAAGGUGUUGAAGAAGUUGCUAGAGGAUGAUAUAAAGCUUUUAAACAUAGUUCUUAAGAACCACGAAUAGACUCUUAAAAAUAGUUAUUUAUUGGUACUCUUCAUUGCAUUUACUUUAAUUUUAAAGUUCGAUUUUCUAGUUUGUCAUUGUCAUCUAGACCUGAUCUCUGUUGUAACAAUAUUCAUCUCAGUAAUUAAACACCAUUUUUAAAAAAUGUUCAUUUUCAGUGUUUACCAUGAUGGGUUGUUGACCUUGGAUAAGCUUAUUCUGUUGUUAAAUUUGUGUUGGCAUCUGAAUGAAUUAUGCUUAGAUAUAUUGUUAGUUUAAAAUUUUGCAAUUUCCUUUUGUAAGGGUUGUUCUGCAAUGCCGCUGUAAUACAUACCACUUAGUGUAGAGGGCUGAAGUAAAGCUUUUAGUCUUUUAAUGUUUAUUUGUUAAAAUUAAAUAACACCAAAUAGAUCGACACUCUUGGGCUAGUGACUCUCAACGAUAGGAAUGCAAAGGGGGUUACUCUGGUACAGGAUAGUGGUUCCUGUAGCUACCAAAUAAACGUCAAGGAGCAACCCUGGGCUCCCUGUUCUUGUUCACAAGUAGAGAAAGCCCUAACUGCAGUCAAACUACCAUGGUUCUGAUACAUGGGGAAGGAAGUGGGCUGCAAAGGGGGCUUCUUGGAGCACUCCGUAAGAACUUAAGAACGGCCAUACUGGAUCAGACCAAAGGUCCAUCUAGCCCAGUGUCCUGUCUUCUGACAGGGGCCAAUGCCAGGUACUUCUGAGGGAAUGAACAAAACAAGUAAUCAUCAAGUGAUCGA
Trachemys scripta elegans is the source of this 4645-nucleotide messenger RNA. RefSeq lists its product as uncharacterized. NCBI's taxonomy places the organism in Eukaryota, Metazoa, Chordata, Testudines, Emydidae. Gene Ontology annotation, cellular component: acrosomal vesicle. The record is from RefSeq and is a predicted model, not a curated record. The transcript is spliced from 4 exons. Bases 2731 to 3903 code for a protein of 390 amino acids. Gene Ontology annotation, biological process: fusion of sperm to egg plasma membrane involved in single fertilization; acrosome reaction.